Lotus japonicus is the source of this 3108-nucleotide messenger RNA. RefSeq lists its product as uncharacterized. Gene Ontology annotation, cellular component: peroxisome. Gene Ontology annotation, biological process: regulation of gene expression. The record is from RefSeq and is a predicted model, not a curated record. Bases 168 to 2036 code for a protein of 622 amino acids. Lineage: Eukaryota; Viridiplantae; Streptophyta; Magnoliopsida; Fabales; Fabaceae. The transcript has 3 exons. Gene Ontology annotation, molecular function: RNA nuclease activity.
GAGGGUAGAGUGAUGCUAACCAUAGUUAACUCCAUUUCCCCUCUCUACCCUUCUUCUUCCUCUGACUCUUCCAUUGUGAAUAACGAAGAACGAUCAAACGAGUCGCCGCAACUCGCUCACACAAACUCAGUGUAGAAACUACCAAUCGUUCUUGAAGAUCGGAUCAGAUGGGCGGAGGUGCGAACGCGGCGGAGGCACAGUACUCGACGGCGAAGAUUUCGGUCUGGUGGGACAUAGAAAACUGCCAUGUUCCCAAGGGCUCCGAGCCACACGCCAUCGCUCAGAACAUCAGUUCCGCCCUCGUUCGCAUGAACUACUGUGGCCCCGUUUCCAUCUCCGCCUACGGCGACACCACGCGCAUCCCUCAAACUGUACAGCACGCUCUCUCCAGCACCGGAAUCUCCCUCAACCACGUCCCUGCCGGUGUGAAAGAUGCAAGUGACAAGAAGAUUCUUGUGGAUAUGCUGUUUUGGGCAGUGGACAAUCCGGCACCGGCGAAUUAUUUAUUAAUUUCGGGUGAUCGAGACUUCUCUAACGCGCUCCAUCAACUGCGGAUGAGGAGAUAUAAUAUUCUUCUUGCGCAGCCUCAGAAAGCGUCUGCGCCGUUGGUUGCGGCGGCCAAGAGCGUGUGGCUAUGGACUACUCUCUUAGUUGGAGGUCCUCCUUUGAGUAAUGGUGAAUCACAACUUGGUAAUAGUAGCUUCGUAUCGUCUUCUGAAACGUUACAAAUUCCGGUUAGCAAUGCCCCUCAGAUACAGCAGCAGCAGCAACAACAGACAGAGUCGUAUUCUGAUGUUCAUGCAGGAAAUACAAACUUUUCAAAUGGUGGCGGUAGGGGAUUUGAUCCUAGAUAUCAAGGGAGGCCAAAUUGGAGAAACCCGACUCAACAAAAUGGACCUAGAGCCAUGAUUCCGCCAGUUGGACUUCAAGACAAUCGAAAUAACAGUAACUCUUAUCGACCUGGCAACUAUAAUCCAAAUGUUCCACUUAGCGGAUCUGCUACAAAUUUUGUUCAUGGAAAUCCUGAUCAGUUACGGAACAAUAACAGUAAUCCACAGGGAAAUCUUCAAACUCCUUAUUCCCAGACAUUAAGACAAAACAGUUUUCCAAUGCAACAACCACCUUUUGCACCUAAUAAUUCAUAUUCUGGAAAUUCCCGUGCUUUCGCAACUUCACCGGUGCCGCCUAGGAAUGGUGGUCCCAACUUCACAACAGGGCCACUUAAAAACACGCCAGAUAUUGGAAAUCUGAACAUUUCUGGCUAUCCCAAUAGUGUUCAUAAUCCACGGACCAUUCCACAACGGAAUGGAGAGUUGAAGCAGAAUAACAACAGUAAUGCUCCACUUCCUGUAAAACCAACUGAUGAACCAAAUGGACAUAUAGUACACAACAGUAGCACGCAAGGCUAUCCUCAUGGUCCAGAUUAUCAACCUAAAAAAUUGGCAGCAGGGGUCAAUAACAACCUUCCUGGCAAUGGUACUUGGGGAUCUCCAGGAAACCCUAAACCUUCUGAAUAUGUACAAGGGCUUAUAGGGGUUGUUUUACUUGCCUUGAACUCACUAAAAAUUGCAAAGAUGCUACCAACUGAGAUGAAUAUAACUGAUUGCAUCCGUUAUGGAGAUCCGAAGCACCGUAACACUGAUGUUAAGAAGGCUCUUGAGUGUGCGAUUGAGAAGCAAAUGGUAGUGAAACAGAAUUUAGGUGCUUUGCUAUUGUAUGUUGGUAAGCAUGAUAAACUUUGGAAUUGUGUAAAUCUAAUAGCUGGUAACCCUAAGCAACACUCAAAAGAAACGUGGGAUGAAAUUGAAAAGUUUUUAACAACUUCUGAUGGAAGAUCAGCAAUCAUGGCUACACAAUGCAAGUAUGAAGCAGGUUUGGUGAUAAAGAACAUGUGCUUUAAAGAUCUUGCUUUGGGGGAUGUGCUUCAGAUAUUAAACAUGGUGAUUGCCCAUAAGAAAUGGAUUGUGCAUCCCCAGUCUGGCUGGCAACCACUUAUGAUUACUAUUCCUGAGUCAAACUCUGAUUCAGGGUGGUAGCUGAUACAUAACAGCACCCUGAUUGUGGUAAUGGAAACUAGAAAAUCACCCAGAGAAGUCAUAGAAGUAAUUACACAACGAGCCAGAUGAACUAGGAAUUAUGUAAUAAUCGAUGUUUUUCUCAUGUGAAUCAAAAGGUAGGUAUUAAUGUUGAACUGCAGUACUAAAGAAUCUCAAGUGUUUAUGGGUUUUGCUAAAGCCUUCAGUUUGUCUCGAGGGAGAAACGAACCAGCAUCUGAACAAUAGCUGAAAGAUACCAGAACUGUUUGUUAUGGUUGACCUUCCUACUAUUGUCUGUCAUGGUGGAUAUAUCUUGGAAUCAGUAUGCCUUCCUUUGCCUUGAGCUUGUGCUCAUUUUUAACCUUCCUACAAAUAUAUAUUUUGCCUGGAGACUGCCAUAUUAGAUUGAACUCAGAAGGUCCUUUUAUUGAUGUAUUUGAUGUAUUCUAUUCUAAAUAUUGUCCAAGAUAUUGGCCCAAUGCGUUUUUUCAUUAAGUAGAAGAACCUUCAAGCUAGUCCAGUAACCAUUCUCGAUGCUGUUUGCUCAUUACUUAAAAAGUGGUCUCUCUAGUCAGAUUCUACACUGUGGACUGAAAUGUCUUUGAUCAUUGCUGGGGAUGUCUUUGAAAUACAGGAAGUUUAACUAAUGGACAGAAGACAAUUAAAAUUGCACAAAUGGAGGACAAAUUCCUGUAUGAAGCUCAUGAGUUGCGAUCUUAACACAAACACAAGGUAUGUUUUUGAUGGUGGAAUUCAAUUAUGAAAAAUCACGUUAUGGAGUUUUCAACAUGAUUCUGAGAUGGUGAAACUACAUUUUAGUGCAUCCUGCUGCAUUUCUUGUUGCUGAUGCUGCCUACAGAGUAUUGAUAUUGUUAUCUGGAAUUAGCUUUUGAUGUCUGGCUCAGUACGCUGGAUUCGGUGAUUCAGUCAAAAUUGAUCUCUGGUCUUUCUGCUUUUCAUUGCCUUUUAUUGCUAGUAAUUGCGUGUAUAAUCCGUAUUUUAAUUUGCUUUAUGUUUUGUACAUUUAUGUGCUCUCAGCUUUUGAAAUUUACUUUCACUUUUCUGUUGGAAA